GUUAAAUGUAACCGGGAGUUUGUUUCUCUCAUCUAAACAAUAUCGUUACACCGCCGUAUUUUGAACUUGCUCUAAACCACUAUAGAAAAGAAAACUAAAAGCGAACACCACCUUCCUUCCCUUUUCAUUUCACGAAAGCUUUUUUGUGCCAGAGGAUCAACUAGAAAACAGAUACUCCUUUAAUUUCUUAGAUUUCCAAAUGUCGGACAAUUAUUCGUUUUCGUUGCGUAAAUACAAGCUUGUCUUUUUGGGAGAACAAUCCGUUGGUAAAACUUCUUUAAUCACCCGGUUUAUGUAUGAUCAGUUCGACAAUACUUAUCAGGCUACAAUUGGAAUUGAUUUCCUAAGUAAAACAAUGUAUUUGGAAGACCGCACUGUUCGUCUUCAACUUUGGGAUACCGCUGGCCAAGAAAGAUUUCGUUCUUUAAUUCCUUCUUAUAUUCGGGAUUCUUCUGUUGCCAUCAUUGUUUACGAUAUUACGAACCAUAACUCCUUUGUGAAUACUGAAAAAUGGAUUGAAGAUGUGAGGGCUGAACGGGGUGACGAUGUGAUUAUCGUACUUGUUGGAAACAAAACAGAUUUAUCAGAUAAAAGACAAGUUAGCCAAGAAGAAGGUGAAAAAAAAGCUAGUGAAUUAAAAAUUAUGCAUAUGGAAACUAGUGCCAAAGCUGGUUAUAAUGUGAAACAACUUUUCCGGAAAAUCGCUCAAAUGCUUCCUGGAAUGGAAAAUGUCGAGACUCAAAGUACCCAGUUAAUCGACGUAAGUAUCCAACCGAACGAAAACGAAGGCGGUUGCAACUGUUGAGAUAGUUGUUUGCAAAUUUUGAACCUUUUCCCCUUUUACCUCUGCGCCCAAGAUAUGUCAAGAUAUGUUAUGAAUGUGUAUUGACGGAUUGUUUACAUUUUUACAUAUUGCAUAUUUAACGUUGACAGUCUUUUUAUUACUUUCAACAUUAUUUUGUCAGUGCACAGAUAUUUAAUGAACGACACGAUGAGAAAACCUUGCCUUCUUUUCAAUGACUUUGGUAGUUUUUUUUUUAAUAUAUUCAUCAACCUAAUCUUUGUCUAAAUCCAAGUUUAUGGUCUAGCACCUUCGUUUUUUUACUCUAGGUUUCUUUUCGUUGAUGUUUUCAGGAAAACUUCUAGCUUUUUGUAAUUAUUUUAACCUUCUUUGGAAUUUCGUUCCAUCCCAAAAUCUUUUAUUUUCUAUUAAAAGAAUUAGGACCCUUUCACUUUUUUCCUGAUUUGAUUUCUAUGUAUUUUAUUUCUUCCAUUACAUAGAAAGAAUGUUAUGAUUAUGUACAUCGUUUCUACUUUUGCCUGCCUCCGUACCUGUCUAAUAUUAUCUUCAAUGAACAGUGAACAACAAUCAAAGGAUAUUUGUAUAAACCGUG
Molecule: messenger RNA, 1394 nt
Organism: Schizosaccharomyces octosporus yFS286
Lineage: Eukaryota; Fungi; Ascomycota; Schizosaccharomycetes; Schizosaccharomycetales; Schizosaccharomycetaceae
Product: GTPase Ryh1
Exons: 4
Coding region: 200-805 (201 amino acids)
Molecular function (GO): GTP binding; GTPase activity
Source: RefSeq, a predicted model, not a curated record